Molecule: messenger RNA, 1682 nt
Organism: Ectocarpus sp. CCAP 1310/34
Lineage: Eukaryota; Phaeophyceae; Ectocarpales; Ectocarpaceae
Source: the annotation of a GenBank genome assembly
GCUGGACAGCCGCUGUGACUGCUUUUCCGGAGGCACUGAUUCAUGCCUGUAUCAUGUAGUAAUUCCAGUUUAUCAUGAUCUACCGACCUUUCAACUAUCGCCCAAGCCACUGCUAGCCUGAACGCUCUACGUCCAUUUCGGCACCAAUACCGUCAUAUUUGUCCGCUCGUAGGCCACGCCGAGUUUGCUUUUUUGCCAUGCUAACCACUUGGCUGCUGUGUUUCCUCUCCCUUCUGCUUCCUACACCACUUCUGAUUUGCACGGCUGUGACUUGUGUGGUACCCCGCAUGGCGGUGACGGACGAGCCAACAGAGAAGGAGGAGACGAAGGGAGCGCUCACCGUCGCCGUGAACACCGAAAACACCGAGUUUAGCGCGGGCGUGCUCGGUGGGCUCGCCGGCUUCUUCAUCGGGGGACCGGUUCUCGCGGCCGUGCUGGCGAUUGCCGCCAACUACGGCUCAAAGCAGGAGAACGAGGCGGGGGUAGCGGUGCGCGGCGUGUCCGCCAACGCGAUCGAAGCGUUCAACUUCUUGACUACGCUUAACAGCAAGUACGACGUUACCGGCAAGGCGGGAGCACAGCUUGAGAAGGCCGUGACCGAGCUCAAGUCGAAUGGGGAUGCGGGGGACACGAUCGAGAAGGUGGAGAAGACAGUCAAGGACCUCACGUCGCAGGCGACCAAGCUCUCGAGCGAGUACGACCUCCCCGCCAAGGCGAAGCAGGCGUUGGGCGUUGCGGGGGAGCUAGCUGACACCGCCAUCGUCAAGGUGCAGCUAAGCAGUAACGGCAACUCUGCUCGGAAAUACAAGGGUCAUUUGGAUGAAAGCGCAAUACCACAUGGUACCAGCAUUUCCGAACAGGGGAUCGAGCUGGAGAAGGAGUACAAGGUUACCGACAAGGUUAAGGACUCGAUCAAGAAGUCCAUCGACAGCGCCAAGAACUAGGGGAUAUUAUUCGAGAGCUUUUGUUUUUUUCGUUCGAAGAUUUUGGGAUGGAAGGGCGCUUGUUCACAUCCGUCCAUCAGCAGCCUGUUCCACACACGCUUUUGCACGCGUGCUGCCUUGUGAAUGGGGGUUGGGGAGGGGAAGUGUCGCGUGUUUUUUGUGAUGCUUGACAGUAAGGAGGCCUUGCGGGCGAGACUUCGGCGAAGCAGCCUCCGACAUGUACAAGGACCUUUUGCAGUGAAGUGGCGUCAACGACUAGCGGACAACGGUAGACCUUAUGUGUGGGACUUUGCUAGGGGGAGGAUGAUGGUAGCAGAGACGUUGUGAUGAGGAAGCUGCUUUCGAAGAAUAGAAACACACGGAUAAGAAGUAAUUGUAGGAGGCUAUCGUUGGCUCGCAUGGUUCUUGCUGCCUUUGCGAGCGAUAGUUAAGGCUUCUUUGGCUGGUGACGACGCAGAUAUGAUGGUAGGGGACGAGGGGGGGGGNGGGGGGGGGGGGGGGGGGGGGGGGGGGGGGGGGGGGGGGGGGUUAGAGAACUAAGGGCGCAAGUAUGAUUGGAUUUGGUUUGCAAUCGCGGACGGCCGGCUUUUCGGACGGAGCGGAUGCGUUCCGGUGCCCCUCGUGUCCUGCUUCUCUCAACACUUUGUGCUUCAAAUAUUCAAUCGACGAACCUCGUCAACGCCAGACAGAAAAGGCGGGCGGGCCGCCAUGGCCUACUCUAUUUGACGAAGCUUGCAG